AUGAAUCGAACAAAAAUCUAUCCCGCGCUUCAAUUGCUGGCUGAGAGUGAGACAUAUCGGGUUACUGGAGGAUUUAAGAUAGUGGAUAGAUGGUUCCAGGUUCCGUUGGAUUACUUUAAUCCAAGGAAGGGUAGUAUUAAGAUUUUCGCGAGAAACGCGAUUCCAAACAAGAAGGAUGAUGAUGGCGCAGCUGGGGGAAAGCUUCCUUACUUCAUUUAUCUCCAAGGUGGCCCUGGCUUCGGAUGUGGUCCUCCAAGCUCCCAUCCGGUAACAGAUUUCUUAUUCGAGCAGGGCUAUCAAGUUUUAUAUAUUGACCAACGCGGCACGGGAAUGAGUACACCGAUUUCUUCCUUCACAUUAGCGAAACAGGGCAGUGUGCGAGAGCAAGCAGAUUAUGUGAAGCUUUUCAGGGCAGAUAAUAUCGUGAGAGAUUGUGAGGCUAUACGUUUAUCAUUGCUUCCGGAGGGUGAGAAGUGGUCGGUCAUCGGGCAGUCGUUUGGGGGCUUUUGUGCGGUUACUUAUCUAUCACUUCAUCCCGAAGGUCUUAAACAAGUGUUCACCACUGGUGGGAUGCCCCCGCUUGUCAACAACCCAGAUGAAGUAUACAGGCGUAUGUACCUCAAGGUCAAAUCCAGAAACAAAGUAUAUUAUGAGAAAUAUCCUAGAGAUAUUAAAAGGGUAAGGGAUAUUAUGAAGUAUCUGGAAAAUAAUGAAGUGUUUAUGCCGAGCGAGGGAAUGUUAACCCCGGAGAGGUUUUUGAGUUUGGGUUUGGCGUUUGGGGGACAUGGAGGAAUCGAUUCUGUUCAUAUCCUUGUCCAAAAUGCGGCCAGUGACCUUAACCAAUUUGGAGCUUUGACCUACAAAACCCUCUCCUCUAUUGAGUCACACCAAAGCUUCGACACGAAUCCCAUCUACGCCAUCGGCCAUGAAAUGAUUUACUGCCAGGGUGAGUCAUCACGAUGGUCCGCCCAAAGGGUAUUAGAUGCUACUAGUAAGCCCUCAAUAUUCUCGUGGGAGGACAUGAAGGAAGUCGACGAAACCGAGCCUGUUUACUUCACUGGCGAAAUGAUAUAUCAAUGGAUGUUCAGCGACUUUGCAGAGCUCCACAAGAUGGAGGAAGUGGCGGAGAACCUUGCAGAAUAUAAAGACUGGCCACAGCUCUACGAUGAAGAAGUGCUAGCACAGAACCAAGUUCCAGUCUUCGCUGCCACAUAUAUCGAGGAUAUGUAUGUGGACUGCGAUUUUGCUAGGGAGACUGCAGGGAAGAUUAAUGGUGCGAAGGAAUUCGUGACGAACGUCAUGUUUCAUAAUGCAGUCCGAAGUAAGACGGAGGGGGUGCUUGGAGAGUUAUGGAAAUUGAAAGUUGGAGAGGUUGAUUAG
Morchella importuna is the source of this 1380-nucleotide messenger RNA. RefSeq lists its product as uncharacterized. Lineage: Eukaryota; Fungi; Ascomycota; Pezizomycetes; Pezizales; Morchellaceae. The record is from RefSeq and is a predicted model, not a curated record. Gene Ontology annotation, molecular function: peptidase activity. Gene Ontology annotation, biological process: proteolysis. The transcript has 12 exons. The coding region runs from base 1 to 1380 and encodes 459 amino acids.